CUGUCGCUCUUUCGCUUUGCGGAGAAAGGAGAAGCGGAGGAGGCAGGCCGGGCGGGAGGCCGGGCGGGCGCGGAACAGAGUCGGGGCUGAAGCGGGCGGCGUAGCGCGGGCGCGGAGCUCAACCGGGUCAAUGUGCGGACUCCCGGGACGCCGGGCUGGGAAGCGCGCUCGAUGGACGGGACCAUUAAGGAGGCCCUCUCCGUGGUGAGUGAAGACCAGUCCCUCUUUGAUUCCACCUACGGUGCUGCUGCUCACCUUCCCAAAGCAGACAUGACAGCCUCAGGGAACCCCGAUUACGGCCAGCCCCACAAAAUCAACCCUUUACCUCCUCAGCAGGAGUGGAUCAACCAGCCAGUCCGAGUCAACGUCAAGAGGGAAUACGAGCAUAUGAAUGGAUCCAGGGAGUCCCCGGUGGAUUGCAGCGUCAGCAAAUGCAACAAGCUGGUCGGUGCCGUGACCGAAUCCAACCCCUUAAAUUAUGGCACCUACAUGGAUGAGAAGAACGGACCUCCUCCCCCCAACAUGACAACCAAUGAGCGGAGAGUCAUUGUGCCAGCAGACCCCACAUUAUGGACCCAGGAGCAUGUGCGCCAGUGGCUCGAGUGGGCUAUCAAGGAGUACGGCUUGAUGGAGAUCGACACCAACCUCUUCCAGAACAUGGACGGGAAGGAGCUCUGCAAGAUGAACAAGGAGGAUUUCCUCCGGACCACAUCUCUCUACAACACGGAAGUUCUGCUGUCUCACCUCAGCUACCUCAGGGAAAGUAGUUCCUUGCUGUCUUACAACACACCAGCCCACACGGAACAAUCCUCUCGACUCAAUGCCAAAGAAGAUGCUUCUUCCUAUGAUGCAGUCAGAAGAUCAGGAUGGGGCAAUAGCAUGAACUCUGGCCACAACAACAAAAGUCCUCCUCUGGGAGGGACGCAAGCUGUGAGCAAGAGUGUGGAGCAACAGCGACCCCAGCCAGAUCCCUACCAGAUUUUAGGACCUACCAGCAGCCGUUUAGCCAACCCAGGGAGUGGUCAGAUCCAGCUCUGGCAGUUCCUCCUGGAGCUGCUGUCUGACAGCUCCAACGCCAGCUGUAUCACGUGGGAAGGCACCAACGGGGAGUUCAAAAUGACGGACCCCGACGAGGUGGCCAAGCGCUGGGGCGAGCGCAAGAGCAAGCCCAACAUGAACUACGACAAGCUGAGCCGGGCCCUGCGCUACUAUUACGAUAAGAACAUUAUGACCAAGGUGCAUGGCAAGAGGUAUGCCUACAAGUUUGACUUUCACGGCAUCGCCCAGGCGCUCCAGCCUCACCCCACCGAGUCCUCCAUGUACAAAUACCCUUCGGAUCUCUCCUAUGUGCCUUCGUACCACGCGCACCAGCAGAAGGUGAACUUUGUGCCCCCACACCCUUCCUCCAUGCCCGUCACUUCCUCCAGUUUCUUUGGCGCCGCGUCGCCCUAUUGGACUUCCCCGGCAGGAAGCAUCUACCCCAACCCAAACGUGCCACGCCAUGCCAACUCCCAUAUGCCAUCGCACCUGGGCAGCUACUACUAGGCGGCCUUUCUCCACGUGGCAAACUGUUCUUUUUUCCAUCCGUGGAUAUCUCUGGACAUUUCUUUUCUUGUUGCUGUUGGACAUGUGCCUUUCCGUUGGGAAGAAAGCUGAAAAACUGGAUAUUAUAAUUAUUAUAAUUAUUAUUGGAGUCAACUUUUUCUUUUUUGUAACUCUGUCUUGGACAGGCAGGUGGAUUCUCCGGCGGGCCAGUAUUACGCGUUUUAUUUUGGUUCUAAGCCUUAUAUCCCCUCUAGAGCCAAGUGGAAUGUGUUUUGGAAUUUGCAGUGGUUAUCACUUCAGAUCUUAGACAAAGCGUUGUAAAGUCCAAGGCGCUUUUUUUUUUUUUU
Messenger RNA from Zootoca vivipara (common lizard), 1892 nucleotides. It is a transcript of the gene FLI1, whose product is annotated as Fli-1 proto-oncogene, ETS transcription factor. Gene Ontology annotation, molecular function: sequence-specific DNA binding; DNA-binding transcription factor activity, RNA polymerase II-specific. Gene Ontology annotation, biological process: regulation of transcription by RNA polymerase II; cell differentiation. NCBI's taxonomy places the organism in Eukaryota, Metazoa, Chordata, Lepidosauria, Squamata, Lacertidae. Gene Ontology annotation, cellular component: nucleus. The record is from RefSeq and is a predicted model, not a curated record.